GUCUAGUGAGUGAAGCUAGGUGGUGGAAGUCCUGGUGAGUGAAGUCGGGCCCUAGUGAGUGAAGCUAGGUGGUGGAAGUCCUGGUGAGUGAAGCUAGGCAAUGGAAGUCCUAGUGAGUGAAAUUAGACAAUCCUAGAGAGGUGACCCUAGCGCGGUGGACCGGACCACCGAAUCCUGAAAUAUGUUGACACUGUUUUACUUUACUAUUUUAUCUAUUGUACUAACCCAGUGUGCAGGAGCCGACAGGUCUGAGGAAGUCUAGAUAGGUCAACGGACCGACCGGAUAUCUGACGAGAAGUCCAGAUAGAUCAAUGGGCCGACCAGAUAUCUGGCAGUUGGGUCUGUGGACUGGACAACUGGCAAAAUGGUAAGUAAAGGUAAGUCACUGGAGGAGAGUGACUAACUGAGGACGCGUCCCGGUCGAGAGGACAAUAGGCGUCGGUCCAAGUUAGGUCCAUUUCGGAUCUCUAAUUUGAGACCUUAACUAGUUUCUGGUCCUGGGAGGACAGAAACUAAUUACUACCAUUUAUUAUUGUGCUAACUUUGUUUUGCAGGAUAGAUGUUUUAGUUAUUAGACUAACACAUUUUGCAGGGCAAAAAGGAGCAAAAGCUUUCAGAUGAAUAGUGUCCGAAGGCGCCUUUAAGCAGUGAAGGCGUCUUCGUACUGUUCAUGGAAUGCGCCUUUCAAGGGAUGAAGUUUGGCGUUCGAAGCAGAUAACGCACAGAAUUUGCGGGAUAAAAUUUAUCCCAUUGGAGGCGCCUUCAACUCCUAUAGAAGGCACCUUCAACACCUAUGGAAGUCACCUUCCAUGCUCUAUUUAAGGCUGCUCGCCCAAAGCUUCUUCAACAACUGAUAUACAAGCUUCCACGCGUCCGAUUGAGGUUCUGAUUGCUCCGGCCUACUACUGUGACUCUGCUACGACGCUGUUGCGCCUUACUACUGUCGAGGAACCGACCGACACCGAGCCUAAGCUGAUAAUCUUCGAAUGUGUUGGGUAACAAAUUGUAAUUCCUUCUUUCUCUGUACUUGAUUUUCUCUUCCGGAGGUACCGAAAGAGGUUUAUAGUGAUUUACCCAUCGAUAGGUCCACGUGACCUGGGUCUUGGAAUAGGAGUCGCCGAAGGCUCCGAACCAAGUAAACCGACCGUGUUUUCUGGUGUUCGCUCUCUUAAUUUCCGCUGCGCAUACUUGUGAUUUUAAAACCGACAAAACGAGUUUUUGAAAACCACAUGAUUCACCCUCCUCCCCCUCUGACGUGCGUAUCGAUCCAAUAAGUAGUAUCAGAGCGAGAUUCUGCUCUAAAUUGGUGCAACCACCAAUCAAGCCGGGGUUAUCGUUUUCAGUUUUUUGUUAAUAUUUGAAUUGGUGAAACUUUACCUAUUCAAAUAAAUUUUCUUUGCUCGUUCGGUUUUAACUCGAAGUUGGUGCAAUACCUCUCGAGUUCUUCUAUAUUUUUUAUAUCUCAAACUCUGCUAAUCCAAGACCAAGUCUUGGUAUCUUCCUUUAGUUUUCUAUCUUCAGUGCUUAAUGACUCAAGGUGAAGGACGAAACGUUCACGAACGACCUCCAUAUGAGAUGUACAAGAGACAUGAAUUCAAUAUGUGGAGGAUGCAAAUGGCAACUUUCAUCCUUAUGAACGAUUUCGAUGGUGGCAUGACACUGAGAAGAUCAACACAACACACAGAAACCAACAGAAAGGUAAUAAAUUCAAUUGUAAGAUUGCUACCUAAUGAAAUCACAUGCAGAAUUAGAGAACAUCGAGAUGCCUAUGAGUUCUGGACUCGACUAACCAAGAUUCACGAGGAGCCGAUGGAGCUAGAGGAUCAAGUCAAACUAGAGCUCAGAUCUGAGUCUGAAUCCCCAGAGUCAUCCUCAGAAUCAGACCAAACCAGCUUUAUGACGUUAAUAGCAAAAGAGGAGGUAGAAAGAUCUGAAUCAGAAUUCGAAUAUGAAAUGACAGUGGACAAGGAGGAGAAUCCUAACGAGGAUUCUAAAGGUAAAGUUGUAAAUUCAAAAUUCAAAUAUCAUAUAAUAUGUUUUAGAUGCAGUGAAAGAGGGCAUUACAAAAGUAAGUGCCCUACUUGUAAGACUCGAACCACACAAUCAAAGGUAAAGGAGAAGUCGACAUUAAAAGUUCAAAAAGGGAAGGAGCAUAUCCAAUGUUUCAAGUGCAAAAAGAUGGGUCAUUAUAAACCUCAAUGCCCAGAAAAAGGAUCCAGGGGGAGCAAAGGGAAUUGUGAUCUUUAUAACGGGAAAUGGAUUUACGAUUUUGAUGGGCCAUUAUACACAAACAACACAUGCCCAGUGAUUUCACCCAAACAGAAUUGCCAGGGGAAUGGGAGAUCUGACAAAGAGUAUGAAAAUUGGAGAUGGAAACCUAAAAAUUGUCACCUGCCACGCUUUGAUGCAAAGAAAUUUUUGGAGCUGAUGAGAGGAAAGACAUUAGCAUUUGUUGGAGAUUCAAUUGCUAGAAAUCAGAUGGAGUCCCUGCUUUGCAUUCUCUGGCAGUUUGAAGCUCCCAAGAAGCGAAGGAAGGGCAAGAGACAAUAUUUCUACUUCAAGUCCACCUCCACUACCCUUACCCGAUAUUGGUCAUCUUGGCUUGUACAUCAGACCACUGAGUCCUUUGCAUCUGUCCCAGAUAACAUUGUGAAGGUUCAUCUUGAUCUUCCUGAUGAAGAUUUCAUGGAAAACCUCUCAAAAUUUGAUGUCGUGGUUCUUUCUUCAGGCCACUGGUUUGUGAAACAGUCUGCCUACAUUCUCAACGGCACACUCGUUGGGGGACAACUGUGGCAGCCCAAGGGAGAAGGGAAUAUGCAGAUCAAGAACAUCGACGCUUUCGGUAUUUCAGUAGAGACCUGCCUGACUGCGAUUGCCUCUCAUCCAAACUUCACAGGUUUAGCCAUUGUUCGCUCAUAUUCACCAGAUCAUUAUGAAGGCGGAGCUUGGAACACCGGAGGUUCAUGUACAGGAAAGGAUAGGCCAUUGACCACUGUGGUAAGAAAUGGAUUCACGGAUGUGAUGCAUGAGAAACAGGUUAAUAGCUUCGUAAAUGCAGUGAAGAAAGCUAGGGUCGACUCUAAGUUAAGAUUGAUGGACAUAACUGAGCCAUUCGCGUAUAGGCCAGAUGGGCAUCCGGGUCCGUAUAGAAGUCCCGAUCCUAACAAGAAUACUAAAAGGGGAGCCAACGGUGAACCCCCGCCCCAGGAUUGCCUUCACUGGUGCAUGCCUGGUCCAAUUGAUACUUGGAACGAGAUUCUCCUUGAGGUUAUUAGGAGAGAAUUUCAUGGAAGAUGAGUUUGUUUUAGCUUUUAUACUGCUCAUACUUUAGUUUGGUUUAACUGAAGAUGCUUCACUGGCUCAUCGGAUACUUGCCACGAAGAGGAACCAAAACUUGCUCGACGCCUUGAUCACGAUCACAUGGGCAUAUGGAGAAAUUUAGCAUAUCUUUCAUCUCAGAACAUUUUGAUAACAACAAAAAGGAGUCGAGGAAAAUAAGAUUUUGUUUUGUUUUUUUACUUUAAACUCAUUCAAUCAAAUAAUUAUUAGUAAUCUAGAUUCUUAACCAACGAGGGCCAAGAUUCAUUCUGCUUA
Messenger RNA from Zingiber officinale, 3594 nucleotides. RefSeq names its product protein YLS7-like. Gene Ontology annotation, cellular component: Golgi apparatus. The coding region runs from base 1528 to 3297 and encodes 589 amino acids. NCBI's taxonomy places the organism in Eukaryota, Viridiplantae, Streptophyta, Magnoliopsida, Zingiberales, Zingiberaceae. Gene Ontology annotation, molecular function: O-acetyltransferase activity; zinc ion binding; nucleic acid binding. The record is from RefSeq and is a predicted model, not a curated record. The transcript has 3 exons.